Mandrillus leucophaeus (drill) is the source of this 1890-nucleotide messenger RNA. RefSeq names its product G protein-coupled receptor 135 (gene GPR135). Bases 171 to 1670 code for a protein of 499 amino acids. Gene Ontology annotation, biological process: G protein-coupled receptor signaling pathway. Gene Ontology annotation, molecular function: G protein-coupled receptor activity. NCBI's taxonomy places the organism in Eukaryota, Metazoa, Chordata, Mammalia, Primates, Cercopithecidae. Gene Ontology annotation, cellular component: membrane. The transcript has a single exon. The record is from RefSeq and is a predicted model, not a curated record.
GCUCUGAACCCACGUCAAAGGCUCCGCCGGGUCCCCAGAGACCGCCACCCCUCCGGCCGAGCCCAGCUCCCCGCAGCGGCCGCUAGCCCCCGGCCCUGAACCACCCCUCCGACCUAGCGGCCGCCGCCCCCGCUGCGGGAUGACCAGAUCCGCGGCCGCCACUGGGCCCCAUGGAGGAGCCGCCGCCGCCACCGGCCCGCUCACCAGCGAGCAUGGCCUUACUGGGCAGCCCGCACCCCGGCGCCCCCUCCGCGGCCGGCCCGCCUGGCGGGACUUCCUCCGCGGCCACGGCAGCGGUGGUCUCCUUCAGCACCGUGGCGACCGCGGCGGCCGCGGCGCUGGGGAACCUGAGCGACGCAAGCGGAGGCGGCACAGCUGCCGCUCCCGGUGGCGGCGGCCUUGGCGGGUCCGGGGCAGCGCGGGAAGCGGGGGCGGCGGUGAGGCAGCUCCUGAGCUCGGAGGCGGCGCCGCUGCUGUCGCACGGAGCUGCGGUGGCGGCCCAGGCGCUCGUCCUCUUGCUCAUCUUCCUGCUGUCUAGCCUGGGCAACUGCGCGGUGAUGGGGGUGAUCGUGAAGCACCGGCAGCUCCGCACCGUCACCAACGCCUUCAUCCUGUCGCUGUCCCUAUCGGAUCUGCUCACGGCGCUGCUCUGCCUGCCCGCCGCCUUCCUGGACCUCUUUACGCCGCCCGGGGGCUCGGCGCCUGCCGCUGCCGCGGGGCCCUGGCGCGGCUUCUGCGCCGCCAGCCGCUUCUUCAGCUCGUGCUUCGGCAUCGUGUCCACGCUCAGCGUGGCGCUCAUCUCGUUGGACCGCUACUGCGCCAUCGUGCGGCCGCCGCGGGAGAAGAUCGGCCGCCACCGCGCUCUGCAGCUGCUGGCGGGCGCCUGGCUGGCGGCCCUGGGCUUCUCCUUGCCCUGGGAGCUGCUUGGGGCGCCCCGGGAACUCGCGGCGGCGCAGAGCUUCCACAGCUGCCUCUACCGGACCUCUCCGGAUCCCGCGCAGCUGGGCGCGGCCUUCAGCGUGGGGCUGGUGGUGGCUUGCUAUCUGCUGCCCUUCCUGCUCAUGUGCUUCUGCCACUACCACAUCUGCAAGACCGUGCGCCUGUCGGACGUGCGCGUGCGGCCCGUGAACACCUACGCGCGCGUGCUGCGCUUCUUCAGUGAGGUGCGCACGGCCACCACCGUGCUCAUCAUGAUCGUCUUAGUCAUCUGCUGCUGGGGGCCCUACUGCUUCCUGGUGCUGCUGGCAGCCGCCCGGCAGGCCCAGACAGUGCAGGCCCCCUCGCUCCUCAACGUGGUGGCGGUCUGGCUGACCUGGGCCAAUGGGGCCAUCAACCCUGUCAUCUACGCCAUCCGCAAUCCCAACAUUUCGAUGCUCCUAGGGCGCAACCGCGAGGAGGGCUACCGGACUAGGAAUGUGGACGCUUUCCUGCCUAGCCAGGGCCCGGGUCUGCAAGCCAGAAGCCGCAAUCGCCUUCGAAACCGCUAUGCCAACCGGCUGGGGGCCUGCAGCAGGGUGUCCUCUUCCAACCCGGCCAGUGGAGUGGGAGGGGACAUGGCCAUGUGGGCCCGCAAAAAUCCGGUUGUACUUUUCUGCCGAGAGGGUCCACCAGAGCCUGUGACGGCAGCGACCAAACAGCCUAAAUCCGAAACUGGGGAUACCAGCCUCUAAGACGGUUGGGAUGGCCAGCUUAUGAAGGCAAAUUUCCACUCGCAUUAUUUAAUGACGGAAGAUUCUGGGGGAGAGUCGUGGAUUUCAUAAAACCAAACAUUUAAAGCUGGAGACGGGGGAGGCUUACCACUUUCCCCAAACAACAUAAAAAACAAUGUCCCUUCUUCAAAAGUGCCAAAAGGAAUGUAAAAUGCAAAAAUUAAAACAAUCUUAAACCACA